Messenger RNA from Colletotrichum orchidophilum, 1674 nucleotides. RefSeq lists its product as uncharacterized. The transcript is spliced from 5 exons. Lineage: Eukaryota; Fungi; Ascomycota; Sordariomycetes; Glomerellales; Glomerellaceae. Bases 1 to 1674 code for a protein of 557 amino acids. The record is from RefSeq and is a predicted model, not a curated record.
AUGGCGAAUCCACUCUGGCGAGAAUUCAUCAACAACCGCAUGGCCCUCGAGCGUCGUUAUGGACAGAUUUUGCACUUAUACGAAGAAACAUUUGCAAAUUACUUUGGUGGAUACGUCCCAAUUCAUUACGGAACCUCAAAUCAUAGCACGAUGAAUCCCGAAACUACAGUCCAAAUAAUCCUCACACUUGCAGAGCUUUCACUGUCUGAGUAUUCAGAAUCUUCUGAGAGCCCAUUCACAGAUGAAGAUGACACGUUGAAGAGGAUGGGUUGGGAAGAUGUGCAUGCAAAGAAGCCAUGUUGGGCACUUUUGUCGGACACGUACGCUGCGACAACGGUUUCCUCGAAGAGCGCGUCAGGAAAGUCAUCACUCAAAUUUUCAGGUUCCCCGAAUUUUUACGGACGCGAUCCUUUUCUUCUCCACAUUGAUGGAGUCUCUGAUGAAGAACUGAGAGAUCAGCUUUACAUUGCCAAAGAAAAAGGCUGUAUCGGCAUCAUUGUUGAAAUUGUAGAAACUCAGUACAACGGAAGAGUCUUGGAUCGCAGUGUGCUCAAGCGACUGAGCGUCAUGUGCGCCGAGGAGCAGUUUCUGCUAGCAGUGGACGAGAGUCUCACUGCUAUACGUUGCGGCGCCCCAUUUUCCUUCCAGCGGGAGGAGUACUUCGAUGUUGCCUCCCCUGACCUUGUAUUCUUUGGCAAGGCUACUGGCGCUCAGGGCGUUGCCAUUAGCUUUGACGGCCAAUUUGUCAAGAGAUUUGGGCUCUCGGGUAGUUCACGCGGCCGGGCCAUUCGCAAGUGGCAGAGCAAUUUUCAUAAACCACUGCCGACUGCAGACCUCAUUCAAGCCAUGACCACGAUCGAUAUCGCUAUCCAAGGCAACUUUAUGAUGCUGAGUAGAAUCAUUGGACAAGCCGUUAGGAACUUUAUUCUUGAGCAGGCGUUGGAGCGAGGUCAUGAGGUGACGGCUCAGGGCGUAUUGGGUGGCUUAGAGAGUCUGAUAUUUCGAUCAACUUCACGCAGCGUUAAGGAUAAAAGUAGCGGUGUUGUAUCUUUGAUGGUCAAUAUCUUCCGCGGCGGUCUGUUUUCCCCGCCGACAUUGACCUACGACCCGUUGCUUCUGCUGCUGAAUCACGAGGAUAAGAGCGAAAGAAACAAGCUCACCGAGAAAUGGAAGGAUAACAAGCUACAAGAGCUGAAUUUUGUGGGCGUCGUGGCUGCUCUACUCGCAAAUGUUCUCACGUCUACAGGUUCAUGGCCCAAUCUUCUGCCACCCGAGACAACAACUCCUUGGCCGGUGCGAACCUGCUGGUUCUGUGGCAUCGCCUUCGCGCUCGCUAGCGUGCUGACGGCUGCGGACCAGACCAUCCGACUCCACAGAAUGGCCGGACAUAGAGAUGGCCUGGUCCUCAUCAGACAGUCUUUGCGUUCCCAGGAUCGCGUCUUGAUCGGUACCGAAUGGAAGUAUCGUCCUCGCAAAAUGCAGGUCUACGCCUGGCAGUUAUCGGUUCUGUUCCUCGCAGGCGCGGUCCUUUGCAUGAUUUCAGGAAUGAUUUUCCUAGUCUGGAGUGCUGUAGCCGAAGAUAUUGGCAGGGGGAAGGGAUUUGAUGACAACGGCAAGGUAGGAAACACCGCCCUGUUUCUUGGCGUAGCACUGAUUUCUAUCAGGUGGCUGUGA